AUGACGUCAUUUCGUGGUGCCGUUAGGCGUUCCGUCCAGUCCUCAACGAUUAGGCUAACGGGGAUCAUUGCCAUAGCCCAUUUGUUACACCAUGGAUUUACAGAGGCCACUACAACAUUUAUGAACUUGUCAGAACCCAAAGGAACAAGUGGCAACGGAGAUAUUAUCGAUUGUGUUAAUAUCUACAAACAAAUCAGUUUCGACAAUCCAUUGAUUAAGAGCUCGCAACUCAAUCUUAACUUGGAGAAGCAGAUGAAAAGGUAUAACUCUUUCCCCAAGAAUAAGCUUGUCCAGGACUGGCAUAAAAAUGGAGAAUGCCCAUUUCAAACAGUCCCUAUUAUAAGAUCCCUUAGACGUCAUACUAAGACGUUUCAGCAGAAACUUUCAGCCAUCAAGUUCGGAGACAAUAAGAAUCGUGAUCAUGCGGUGGUAUGGGAUAAGGAAGGAGCAUACUUAGGAGCUUCUGCAAAAUUCAGUGUUUCGAAUCCUCAAACUCAGCCAAAUGAUUUCAGUUUAGUGCAAAUUCGGCUCUUAAACGGGAUGGACACACGUCGAUUAAACUCUAUUCAAGCCGGUUGGACAGAGUAUGCAACAGGAGACUGGUGGCUGGAAUUAGACAAUAUACUUAUAGGAUACUGGCCUCGUAUAAUUUUCAGCCAUUAUCUCAACGAUAUUAAUUCAACAAUCAGCAAAAUUUCAUGGGGCGGAGAAGUCUAUUACGAAGAUGACUCAGAUCAACACACGGGUACUCAGAUGGGAAAUGGUCUAUUUCCUGGAAAAGGUCCCAUAAGAGCUAGUCAUGUCCGCAAUCUUCGAGUCAUCAUGAAGAAGAAAUGGAGUAGUCCUGGCUGGUUUCUUUCUGAGUUCUUAGGAAAAGAAACUAUGUUAGCACUUGUAUGCAAGAAUUGUGAAGGUGUUAAAGCUCUAGAAACUUAUGAUAAAGAAGUCGGUAGGGACACGAUGUCUAUGCUAAUUCGAUAA
Impatiens glandulifera is the source of this 981-nucleotide messenger RNA. RefSeq lists its product as uncharacterized. Lineage: Eukaryota; Viridiplantae; Streptophyta; Magnoliopsida; Ericales; Balsaminaceae. The record is from RefSeq and is a predicted model, not a curated record. The coding region runs from base 1 to 981 and encodes 326 amino acids. The transcript is spliced from 7 exons.